Rhizophagus irregularis DAOM 181602=DAOM 197198 is the source of this 216-nucleotide messenger RNA. Lineage: Eukaryota; Fungi; Glomeromycota; Glomeromycetes; Glomerales; Glomeraceae. The record is from RefSeq and is a predicted model, not a curated record.
GUAUUCGUUAAAACAUUAACGGGUAAAACUAUAACUGUAGUUGUUGAUCUUGAUGAAACAAUUGAUCAGUUAAAAACGAAAAUUCAUACUAUUGAUGGCAUACCUCCAAAUCAACAAAAAUUAAUUUUUGCCGGUAGAUUACUAGUUAAAGGCGAUUCCACUUUAGCUGAAUGUAAUAUACAAUGCGAAUCUACUAUAUAUAUAUUGAGAUUAAAA